Messenger RNA from Eimeria necatrix, 315 nucleotides. RefSeq lists its product as hypothetical. NCBI's taxonomy places the organism in Eukaryota, Apicomplexa, Conoidasida, Eucoccidiorida, Eimeriidae. The record is from RefSeq and is a predicted model, not a curated record. The transcript is spliced from 2 exons. Bases 1 to 315 code for a protein of 104 amino acids.
AUGAAUAGCGAGGUUCGGUCUUUUCUUGUCAGCAGCGUGAACAACAGAAGUGCCUUCCUUGGGCAACAGAUGCAGCAGCAGCAGCAGCAGCACACCUUGCCAUUAACCUGCCGGUACUUUUUAACGUCAGACACCUCGAGGCCCACCAUCCUUGCUGCGCCUCUCUUGGGAGGCCACAGAAGACUGCGGCAGCAAAAGCGACGAUACCAGCAGCAGCAGCAGCAGCAGCAGCAGCAGCAGCACGUGCUGUACCCCCCGCUGCAACAAGACCUGUGGACCACACUAGAUGCUGUCCCUGCCACUCCCCUAUGGUAA